This is a messenger RNA of Kazachstania africana CBS 2517, 747 nucleotides long. RefSeq lists its product as uncharacterized. The coding region runs from base 1 to 747 and encodes 248 amino acids. The transcript has a single exon. The record is from RefSeq and is a predicted model, not a curated record. Gene Ontology annotation, cellular component: endomembrane system; membrane. Lineage: Eukaryota; Fungi; Ascomycota; Saccharomycetes; Saccharomycetales; Saccharomycetaceae.
AUGACUUCUUCCACACGUACUGAUUCUGCUCAUGCAAAAAUUAUCCCCAAACCCACUUUUGGCUCCCUUUUCAUUAAUACUUGUUGUCUAUUAAUAACUUCAUGGGGUCUCAAAUGGGCUACUACGAUUAUACUACCACCAAGUCUAAGUAAAGCCGGCCAUAAACAAUUUUUGACUAAUAUCUCAGUCAUCGUUACCAUGGCAAAUAAUGUCAUCAACAUUUUAAAUUGGUUCAUUCAGAGAUUUUCACAAUCAGUAGAACUCUCCCAUAGGUUCGAUUUCAUUAGUAGACAUCUCACUUUACCAAUAGCUUUGGUGUUGGAGUCUAUCGUCCCAGUAGUUUACUGGCCAUUGAGACUCUUUGCAUUGAAACUCAUCAUGCAGAACGUACCGGAACAUAUAUCACCUAUUCCAAUCCCUGUAGAUAUAUCCAUCCAUUUGGUACCAAUCGUUUUCCUUUUAGGUGACCAUUACCUCUCUGGAUCAGGGUUGAAAUUCAAAAUUUCCAACUUUAAGGCAUGGCUCCUUGUAACGUUGUUAGGCGCCGCUUAUUACAAGUACUUACAAGUUUUGAUUGAUCCAUCAAGAGGUCAAGUAUAUCCUUAUCCAUUCCUAGAUGUGAACGAACCUUAUAGAUCUGUUAUUUUCGUUAUUGUCAGUUCUGUAGGCUGGGGUUUCUACACUCUUUAUCAAAACUUCCCUCCAAAGGCUCUCAAACCUUAUAUUUCCUCUAAGAAGGAAUACUAA